GGAACAGACGAGAUUAACAACCAACCGGUCGUCCCAAUCGCGUCAGUCGCUCGCUGUUGAUCACUUAAUAGGGUUCUGUGGUGUGGUGUGUCUCGGUUAGUGUCGCUCAGAAAAUGUUCAUCUAUCUGCUGCUGGCCGUUAUCACGGUGGCCGUCUGGUACGUGCACCGGAAGUACUCGUUCUGGGCGGAUCGUGGUGUGCCGUUCGUGAAACCGCGAUUCCCGUUCGGCAACAUACAGGGCAUCGGCCGUCGGAUGCAUUCGUCGCAGUUGAUGACGAAGUUCUACAACGAGCUGAAACCGUCCGGAAGGUCAUUCGGGGGAAUCUUUUUCUUCACCAAUCCCGUGGCGCUCGCGCUCGAUUUGGACUUUGUGAAGAGUGUGCUGGUGCGGGACUUUGCCUACUUCCACGAUCGGGGCGUGUACUACAACGAGAAGGAUGAUCCGAUCUCGGGCCAUCUGUUCAACAUCGAGGGCACCAAGUGGACCAAUCUGCGCAAGAAGCUCGUACCGACCUUUUCGUCCGGGAAGAUAAAGCAAAUGUGUCCAACGAUCGUUUCCGUCGGUGAUCGGUUCCGCGAGUGCCUGGAGGGCAUCUGCAACAGCACCGGUGGGGAGGAGGUGGAGAUGAAGGAACUGCUGGCACGGUUCACCACCGACGUGAUCGGAACGUGCGCAUUCGGCAUCGACUGUAACAGUUUGAACGAUCCGAAUGCCGAGUUCCUCCGGAUGGGUCGCAAGGUGUUCGAGGUGCCACGUGGCCGCAUCCUGAAGUUCUUCUUCAUGGCCUCGUUUAAGGAGUUUUCGCGCCGAAUCCACAUCAAGGGUACGGCCGACGAUGUAUCGGCGUUCUUUUUCAAGGUCGUCCGCGAGACGAUCGAGUAUCGCGAGAAGCACAACGUGCAGCGGAACGACUUUAUGAAUCUGCUGAUGCAGCUGAAGAACAGUGGCCAGCUGCUGGAUGACUCCGGUGAUGAGGUGGUUGGUAAGCUGAGCUUGAAUGAAGUGGUAGCGCAGGCGUUCGUCUUUUUCCUCGGUGGAUUCGAAACAUCUUCGACCACGAUGUCGUACUGCUUGCAUGAGCUGUCGUUGAAUCAUGAGAUACAGCAACGUGCCCGGCAGUGUGUGCUCGAAGCGGUACAGAAGCACGGUGGCCUCACGUACGAGGCGCUCAUGGAUAUGCCCUACAUCGAUCAGUGCAUCAAUGAAUCACUCCGCAAGUACCCACCGGGUGCGAAUCUGAUACGGCAGGUCAACCAAGAUUACCGUGUGCCCGGAACCGAUGUCAUCUUCCCGAAAGGCAUGAACGUCAUGAUUCCCGUGUACGCGAUCCAUCAUGAUCCGGAACAUUAUCCCGAUCCGGAGCGCUACGAUCCCGAUCGGUUCGCGACCGAACGGACGCCGUUCACGUUUCUACCGUUUGGCGAAGGGCCACGUAUCUGCAUUGCGCAGCGCUUCGGGAUGCUGGAGGCACGCAUCGGUCUCUCGGUGCUGCUGAUGAACUUUGCCUUUUCGCGAUGCUCGAAGACAAGCGUCCCGCUCGUGAUUUCGUCGCGCCAUGCAGUACUCACACCGGAAGGUGGAUUAUGGUUGAAGGUCGAGAAACUGAAGGCAUAACAGGUCAGUCGAAACUACUGGCAAUAGCAGAAACUAAUCAAUACCAGCAGGGAUAUAAACUGUGAUGGAUUGUUGUAGGAUGGUGAUGGUACAGUGGUAGAAGUAAUGGUUUUUAUCAAAAACGUAGCUCUAAGAAACACAAACCGAUCGAGGCUCGAAUGGAAAAUCUCAAUCUGUUAUCAACAUGCAAAUGUAGAAGCUCUUCAUCGCACAUGGGAGGUUACUACCGUU
Anopheles darlingi is the source of this 1847-nucleotide messenger RNA. RefSeq names its product cytochrome P450 6A1-like. Lineage: Eukaryota; Metazoa; Arthropoda; Insecta; Diptera; Culicidae. Gene Ontology annotation, molecular function: monooxygenase activity; oxidoreductase activity, acting on paired donors, with incorporation or reduction of molecular oxygen; heme binding. The transcript has 2 exons. Bases 114 to 1616 code for a protein of 500 amino acids. The record is from RefSeq and is a predicted model, not a curated record.